CUCAAUAGUAUUACUUGCAAGUGGUAUUAAUAAGCUUAAAGUAUUGUCAAAUGACGACUUUGAACCACCAGAAGCAACUACCAACUAUAAUGAACUACCAGAAGACAACACUAAUGACACAUCAGGAGCAACUACAAAUGACCUGCUAGAAGCAACUACCAAUAAUCUACCAGGAGCACCCACCACCAAUAAGCUACUACAGCCACAAACACGAAAUGUGUUGAGCGAAAUUGAGCUGUAA
Messenger RNA from Racocetra persica, 241 nucleotides. The record is from the annotation of a GenBank genome assembly. NCBI's taxonomy places the organism in Eukaryota, Fungi, Glomeromycota, Glomeromycetes, Diversisporales, Gigasporaceae.